Molecule: messenger RNA, 161 nt
Organism: Racocetra persica
Lineage: Eukaryota; Fungi; Glomeromycota; Glomeromycetes; Diversisporales; Gigasporaceae
Source: the annotation of a GenBank genome assembly
AUGAUAGAGAAGAAAUUAGUAAUAUUAUUGAAUUAGAUGAAGAUGAUAUACUUGAAGAUACUAAUAUAAAUAAAAAUAAUAUUGAUAAUGAAUUUAUAUUAGCAAUAAAUAAUUUUAUAGCAAUAACUAAUAAAAAUAAAAUAUUAACAGAAUUUAGAAGA